UGGAGGAGGAAAAAGAUGUUUGUGUUGAUUGAAUCAAACCAAUCGUGUGCUCUUCCAGAAAAUGAGGAUUCCAAGCUGGUGUCCCUUGUAAAUUGUUCCCAGUUCUGCCACAGUGCUUUAUCAUAAUUAUUCCUGGUAUGUGCAAUAAGAGUUCUCAGCGGUGGAUGUGGCUAUAUUUGUCACAAAAGUUCGUCAGCAGUUGGACUCUGAGUUAUGGCCGACCUGCAAUCCCAAGUUGACCUCUGAUAAAACAUCUUGAUGUAGUGCAGGCGCGACGCGACCCAGCUAUAUUUGGCCCACCAAAAUGUUUAUUUUUGGACGGCCUUUGUCUCUGCCAGUGAACUUCAACAUAAGCACUGCAGAUCACCCGUGUGAAUCGUUGAACAAGUCCAUGUCCACCGCGUUUAAUUCCCUGGACCAAACUGCUAUUGCUUGAUUAGCUUGAACAAAAUGGCGGACGCAUUAGCUGAGGUUGGACACUACGCCCACCUGGUGUGGCAGUUCUGCACCCUGCGCAACGUAGUGGUGUACUCGGUCCUCCUGAUGCUGGCCCGGUACGUCUACAACCGACUGAAGCUCACGAACCUCCCGCCGGGACCAUGGGGCCUGCCCAUCAUCGGGGCCAACUUCCGACUAGGCUACAAGAACCCGGCCGAGGCCUUGCUGAGGAUCAGCCGGCAGUACGGACGGAUCUUCAGCAUUCGGUUCGGGCCGCAGCUGGUGGUGGUGCUGAACGACGUGGAGCUGGCCAAAGAGGCGUUCGUGAAGAACGGUGACGUGUCCAGCGGCCGGCCUCAUCCCACUGACAUCGGCUUCUCGCUCAGGAAAAUGCCAGCCCAGCUAAUCCGUUCUGAGGGACAGGACUGGAAGGAUCUGCGCAGCUUCACCCUGAAGGCACUGCGCCACUUCGGCGUGGGUACCAGGGAGAUCGAGAAAGUCAUCGAAGACGAGGCCCAGCAGCUCUGCAGCACGCUGGAGAAAGAAGUAGCGACCGAGGCUGGGCACCAGCUAGAUCCGCGCCGCUUGCUCAACAUGGCCGUGGCCAACAUCAUCUGCUCCUUCACCUUCGGCUACCGGAUGGAGUACAGCAACCCGGACUUCGUCAAGAUCAUCGAGAGCAUCCGAGAUAUCUCGGCCGACACCUCGCUGACCAACCUGAUGCAGGUCUGGCCGCUGCUGAUCUUGACGCCGGCCUACAGCGCCGUGCGGCGGGGCAUCAUGACCUUCCGGCGCAUGGCCCAGAAAGUCAUCGACCAGCACAAGGAGACGUACGACGCUAACGACAUGAGGGACGUCUUGGACAUGAUGAUUGCAGAAGUCAAGAAGGGGAAAGAUGCUAAGAUACCCGUCGAUGAAGCCUACCUCUGGAUCAACGUGGGUGAGCUGUUCGGGGCUGGAGCGGAUACCACCAUCAACUCGCUCAUGUGGGCUGUCUUUGAGAUGACCUCGAGGCAAGACGUACAGGACAAGGUGCGGAAAGAGAUCCACGAUGUCCUGGGCACCCACCGGCCGCCGAGGAUGUCUGACCGGGGCGAUCUGCCCUUCACCCAGGCGGCCGUCAUGGAGUCCUUCCGCCUGAGGCACCCGGGGCCGACCGGCUCCCUACACCGCACCACGGCCACCAUGCACAUCGCCGGCUACACGAUACCAGAGAACACCUUCGUGACCAGCCCACAGUGGAGCAUGCACCGGGACCCGAGGGAGUUCAAGAAGCCGUACGAGUACGACCCGGGCAAUUUCUUGAACAAGGAGGGAAAGUUCACCGAGCCCAAUGGGUUCAUGCCGUUUGGUGUUGGCCCCCGUGUCUGCAUCGGCGAGUCCCUGGCCCGCACCGAGCUCUUCGUCUUCUUCACCACCCUGAUGCAGCGGUUCAAGUUCGAGUUCGCCCCGGGGCAGGUCAUCCAGGACGAAGGUCACGGUCACUUCGGUGCCACCUACACUCCGAAACCCUACAAAGUGCGCCUCACGCCCGUCACGCAUUAACUGUGAAUAACAUUAUUAAUAGAACCAAGGUGAUGUCAUAACGCAUUCAGUAUCAUUGGCAUGAAUCUCUUGUUUUUAAGCCUGAAUGAAGUUAACUCUUUAAGGGAUUUUUCUUUCGUUGAUGUUUUCUUAAUUUGGUUUAGUUGCCCAUAGAAUUUAACGGGACGAAUCUCUUUUACCGCAAUAUAAUUAUUUUUGCCCAAUAUUAUGGCGCAGGUGAAUUGAUAAAUGUCUGGCGUUCGUUGUUAGGCUAAGGCGCCCUCUUUUGUUAAUUACCUCACGGAGCCUGAACUCGGUUGCUUGAUUUGCGAACUACACCUAUACAAUAAACUGAUUUCUGUCCUGUCAAAAUUGUCACCACUGUUGGAAGUCCUGUGUUGCCAUUUACAUGUACUGCUCCGCGAACAACCGUCAAAUUCCUACUCCGCCGUUCAGAUCUAUAAUUUGAUCAAACUGACCCAGAGAAACGGAGCAGUUUUCGCCUAGAGAAAACAAAAACACGUUGUGUAAUUCGUGUGUUGUGGGUCAUACGUCAUUAAAGACACUAUAGUGUUUGGGUAAAAAUUCAAUUUGUGCCAAACUAUAAUCACAUAAAGUUGACACUUGAUCAAAUUCAAACGUUUUUGACAAAAUGUGGUGCUGUUUUAUUCUGAGCGGGAAAACAUAAGAAAGGUGACCGUCGUUGAGUCAGGUUACAAAAUUUAAGUUUUCCCGGCUCUGUUGUAUUUUUUUCGCUAAAAUUCUUAAUUUUCACAAGCUGUUCGUCCCGAUUCUUUCAAUAUAUUACUGGCAUCCGAUUGUAAAGUUCGAAUUGGAGACUGUUUGUAUUUUUACAAAUUACACUCGGAUAUCGCAUCUCGUUGAGGUUUGCUAUAAGUCACUACAAUUAUAUCAUUCGAGCGAAUACGUGCUCGUCGAAAAGGAACCAAACAACAAAAAGAGAUAAGUAUCAAAUAUCUUCGAAACCUGAAUAAAUAUCAAAACAUUUCGGUAGACUUUA
Messenger RNA from Patiria miniata (bat star), 2983 nucleotides. RefSeq names its product cytochrome P450 2D4-like. Gene Ontology annotation, cellular component: cytoplasm; intracellular membrane-bounded organelle. The transcript has 4 exons. The record is from RefSeq and is a predicted model, not a curated record. Gene Ontology annotation, biological process: xenobiotic metabolic process. Bases 451 to 1983 code for a protein of 510 amino acids. Gene Ontology annotation, molecular function: heme binding; oxidoreductase activity, acting on paired donors, with incorporation or reduction of molecular oxygen, reduced flavin or flavoprotein as one donor, and incorporation of one atom of oxygen; iron ion binding. NCBI's taxonomy places the organism in Eukaryota, Metazoa, Echinodermata, Asteroidea, Valvatida, Asterinidae.